AUGCCCCGAGUCGUGGAGUGGAAUAAACAUGCGCGUGACGGCAUUGUUUGGGUACUCGAUGGGCCGCUCUCCUGCCCCGAAAACAUCUGUAAACCACUAGGGAAGGACAUUGACUUUUACGUUCUGGAAGCCGCCGCAUGUAAUUCUGAAAAGCUGAAAAAGAAUGGCCAACUUAUCACCGCCGUUGCAUCCAGCGAGUUGGCUGAAUUGGUAGAAGAGAACAUAAACAUUUGCGACUUAACUCUUAUUUUUAACAUUUCUACAGUCCGCGACGCGGCACAAGAAGAAUAA
Messenger RNA from Protopolystoma xenopodis, 291 nucleotides. The record is from the annotation of a GenBank genome assembly. Lineage: Eukaryota; Metazoa; Platyhelminthes; Monogenea; Polystomatidea; Polystomatidae.